AUGUCUUAUACUCUUGAAGAACGCUGUGAAUUAUAUCCAUUGGAAGAGAUAGCUGUUAAUGCUCUUUAUGAAUAUUAUUCUGAUUUGGGGGAUUUGCAAAAUAUGUGUGAUGACAUGAAGAUAUUAUGUGAGAAAGAGCAAAUUACUACAAGUGGAAGUGAUAAAUAUGGUAAGUUGAUUGAGGAUGAAGCAUUUUUAAUAGAAGAUAUCGCAAAAUUGUCUAAUGAAAUGCUUGUUAAACAUAAAAAUGUCAUAGAUGCUUUUAGAACCUGUAGAGCAGUUCGUGAAUUGAAAAGGAAAGAUUUUACUAAACCCAAAAAAAAAUAA
Molecule: messenger RNA, 327 nt
Organism: Entamoeba dispar SAW760
Lineage: Eukaryota; Evosea; Mastigamoebida; Endamoebidae
Exons: 1
Coding region: 1-327 (108 amino acids)
Source: RefSeq, a predicted model, not a curated record